This is a messenger RNA of Anopheles cruzii, 1507 nucleotides long. RefSeq names its product inactive CLIP domain-containing serine protease A30-like. NCBI's taxonomy places the organism in Eukaryota, Metazoa, Arthropoda, Insecta, Diptera, Culicidae. Bases 362 to 1507 code for a protein of 381 amino acids. Gene Ontology annotation, molecular function: serine-type endopeptidase activity. The record is from RefSeq and is a predicted model, not a curated record. Gene Ontology annotation, biological process: proteolysis. The transcript is spliced from 2 exons.
UGCCCUGUUUCGGGGGAUAUUUAACAUUAUUAAAAUAAAGCAAAUUUAAAAUAGAUUCAGGCAUGUUGAAAGUUUGCCCGUAAAUCGGUUCGCGUAAAUUGGCCGUCACUAACGCUCUUAUGAGGUACGGCUUCCUUGAUAAGCGUUAGUUCGCCAUAUUGGCAUUUAAUCGAUGCUCAUUUUACGGUUUCGUGUCCGUGAGCUUGGAUGCAAAGCAGCGGCGAAGGAGGCCACGAUUAUCGCUUAUUACGCUCCACGAAAACGUUAACGGCUACACAGCAGGCACCGAACCAGUGACACCACGCAGGUCAGCGUUGCUUCACAUCACGCAAAACAUUGUCCCUACAAGUAACGAACCUCAAUGAACCAGUGGAAGGAAGGUCGCCCCAGGAGCUGUAUAGCGGUGCUGCUCCUGUCCAUCGCCUGCGCUGGAGUUGUGCUAGCGAACGAGGAUAUCCUAGCCGGGUUCACGAGGUGUAACAGCAACGCUGGGAUUUGUAUGACACUCGAACAGUGUCCAAACGGCCAGGCAAACGUCGAUGGAGAAGAUAUUCUGGCGCCGCGACUAGGCGACGGUGACUUCGAUGAGUGCAACCAAUACGGAAGGGUGUGCUGUCCCAUUCCAACCGACUCCGUCACAGAGACGCCGGAUUGCGAGGACGAAGAUUGGAGCCAACAGUGCGGUGAAAAGGCUGACGUGGAGGAAAGUAUGGACCUGGUGCAGACCAACCGUUGGGAGUUCCCGUGGAGUGUGGCCGUAUUCAGUAUCAUCGAGAUCGGUAACAGGCGCAUGAAUCAGUUUCUGUGCGGAGGCUCAGUGAUUGAAGAUGGUAUCGUCGUGACAGCUGCCAAGUGUGUCCGCAAUGAGAAAAACUCCACGUUACGGGUACAGUUCGGAAAGUGGGAUUUGACCGAUAGGACAGAACAGUGCGUCCAGGAACUAAGCGUGGAAGAAAUAGUCAUUCACCCGAAGUUCGUUCCUUCCAGCCGGCAGCACAAUAUCGCUCUGCUUUUCUUAGACGACAACGCGCGGCUGGGUCGGUGGGUGAAUCGGGUUUGCUUGCCCGAGCCACAGCAAAACGUGGGCAGCACCGAGCUGUGCUACAUUGUCGGCUGGAAUACUAUUCCCAAAUCGUCCAAUCCGCUCUUCAAGCUCCGAGUGGAGCUCCAGAACCCCCGGGACUGCGAGUCGGCCAUCAGGCGGCACGCAUCGCUCCCUAACUUUAAGUUUCCGGCGGAGAACACCUGUACCGCUUAUUUGGACGAACUGAAGAACCACCCGUGUGCGCGGGCGGAAGGAUCGGGGCUGAUAUGUGAGUCGCCCGAUCGGCGCGGCCAGUUUUUCUUGGUAGGGAUCGCUUCGUACGCCCUACGCAUCUGUCAAAACGUAACCGAAGUAAACGUGUUUGUGAGCAUCAAGCCCUACAAACAGUGGAUCGACAAGCACAUGAAAGAACAUUCGGUUCAACCUUCCUUCUACCAUCCGGAUCCGGUGGUAAGACACUAA